UGCAUUUGUCAACAAGCCGUAUCCUCCGACCUGUCACUCUUAAGCACCAUGAAUACCCAAAGAUCAGCGUUUCGGCUUUUGAAGAGGAUAGGAGACACGGCACGAUGCCGCAACUUCUCCAAAUUCAGCGCGUCUUCAAGGCCGAUCCCGCCCUUGGGCAACAUCCCGAUGCCAUACAUCACUGAGGUCACGUCCGGGGGCUGGCGCACAUCCGACAUUUUCUCCAAACUGUUACAAGAGCGGAUAGUAUGCUUGAACGGUGCCAUUGAUGACACCGUAUCGGCAUCGAUCGUGGCCCAAUUGCUAUGGCUUGAGUCGGACAACCCGGACAAGCCCAUCACCAUGUACAUCAACUCACCCGGCGGCGAGGUGAGCUCAGGACUCGCCAUCUACGACACAAUGACCUAUAUCAAGUCGCCCGUAUCGACCGUAUGUGUGGGCGGCGCCGCGUCCAUGGCUGCCAUUCUCUUGAUCGGCGGCGAGCCGGGGAAGCGGUAUGCCUUGCAACACAGCUCCAUCAUGGUGCACCAGCCACUGGGCGGGACGCGCGGCCAAGCGGCCGAUAUCUUGAUUUAUGCAAAUCAGAUACAGCGGAUACGGGAGCAGAUCAACAAGAUUGUGCAAACCCACGUCAACAGGGCAUUUGGCUACGAGAAGUUCGAUAUGAAAGCCAUCAACGAUAUGAUGGAGCGGGACAGAUACCUUACAGCCGACGAGGCCAAGGAAAUGGGUAUCAUUGACGAGAUUCUGCAUAAGAGAGAAAAGGGUGAGGACAAGCCCGGGGUCGGCGACGGCAAGGUGAAGCUGUGAGAUGCGGUCAAACGAAAUGGCGCCAGUUGGGGCUGCACAACCCACCUUCGCGCCCUGAGAUCACGAGAAACAAAGAGCUACCCAGUCCGCUCUGCACCACACGGAUUACACAGCGUUUGGGUGCCCCAAUUACUCCCACUGGUGUUUAGUCGGAUUUUACGACCAGAGGGGUAUUCAGCCCCCGGGGGGGGGGAGGGGGAAUGGCCGCGGUUACAUCGAUUCGCAUGGCAGAGACUUCACAAGAGACCGAACAACGCCGUAAUCUAGAUACUUGCAGAGUCUAUAGAGUACAACCUUGUACGUAUUUUGAGCGAUUCAGGAUCGUUGACCCCAUUAGUUUCUGUUUGAACGGAUAGCUUUAGCAAGUUUUGAAGAGCCCCUUCAAUCCCA
Thermothelomyces thermophilus ATCC 42464 is the source of this 1200-nucleotide messenger RNA. RefSeq lists its product as uncharacterized. Bases 49 to 810 code for a protein of 253 amino acids. Gene Ontology annotation, cellular component: endopeptidase Clp complex. NCBI's taxonomy places the organism in Eukaryota, Fungi, Ascomycota, Sordariomycetes, Sordariales, Chaetomiaceae. Gene Ontology annotation, biological process: protein quality control for misfolded or incompletely synthesized proteins. The transcript has 4 exons. Gene Ontology annotation, molecular function: serine-type endopeptidase activity; ATPase binding; ATP-dependent peptidase activity. The record is from RefSeq and is a predicted model, not a curated record.